Molecule: messenger RNA, 3880 nt
Organism: Oreochromis niloticus (Nile tilapia)
Lineage: Eukaryota; Metazoa; Chordata; Actinopteri; Cichliformes; Cichlidae
Product: proline-rich protein 36
Exons: 2
Coding region: 342-3410 (1022 amino acids)
Source: RefSeq, a predicted model, not a curated record
UGUUGCGUUUACUCCUGCCUUGUCUUGUUAUGAUUAUCAGUGUCACCUGUGUUCCUCGUGUGCUCCCACUUCCCUCGUUAACCCUCUGUGUAUUUAGGUCUGCGUCUCCCUCAGUUCUGUGUCGCGUUGUCCCUCAUGACUGUGUGCCCCUCCGUGUGUUUCCUCGUAAGUCAGUUACCUUAGUACUUCCCAGUUUAGUUUCAUGUUAUUUUGUAUCGCUAUUAUCUUUUGUCAGCAAUAAAGCUGUAUUUUGAGUUCAGUCCUGUUUUCCCGUGAGUUUGCGUUUGGGUCCUCAUCCUGCCUACACACAGCCUAACCAUGACAGAAGAACGCGACCAGUAAUGGACCCAGCAAACUCCCUACGGAAUCGGCAGCGUACAGACUCCGCCUUCCCUAACGAGAGGAGAAGGCAGGAGGCUCGGCAUGCCCGGGAGCGCGAGUCUGCCUUUUAUGGGACUCGAUUGGCUCUAGGUGGGCCGCGCAGCCUCCAAACUGCAAACGCUACUGCCUUUUCCCCAUCUCGUCCCCCGGUGAUAAGAGUCGGAGGAUUCAGCCUAUCGCCUGCCACAACUCCUCCGGCCUUCUCAACUUCCGGUUCACCUCCCCAAUCGCCGCCCACGUCCCGUGCAAAGAAGAAGGUUACUCGGCGGCCGAAGAGAGAUUUCGUGCCUCCAACAAGCAGCCUAUCUCCGCUACAGUCCUUUGCGCUCUUCCUGGGACUUCCACGCUCGGAGCUGCACAAGCUCCCUGUCUCUUCGACGCAGCUCGGCCCGUCAUCGGCUCAGUCAGCCGACGUCUCAGAGGUGCCUGCGUCUACAGCCCCGGGAUCUCUCGGCACAGUUCCCAGGAAAAAACGACGCUCACGCCGUCGCCACCCUAAAGUUACUGAGCAAACUCCGGUGGUGAGUGAAUCUGACUGUUCCUUCCAUGCCACUUCCGAGUCGGACCGACUCGGACAAUAUUCUAUUCCUGAGCCCGCAGUUUUCCAUGUCUGUAACUCAGAGAGGAAUAGUAAGUUUGUAAAUGACUGUGUUUCCAAGCUUCAUAAUGUGUCUAAGUCCACCUCUGCACCUAUUAAGCAUGAGACUGAGUUCAUUGUCCCCCUAGAGACUGCUGUUCAGGCUGAAUUAAAUAAUUCUGACACUAUAGAUUCUGUGCGUGUCAUCCCAGAGGCCGUUAAUUCAGUGUCUGGUAAAUCUGGGUCAGUUAAUCCAGAGCCUGCAUUACCUACCCUCACGCCCAUGUUUGAGAAUGACUGUUUUUCCUUUGCUCCUCCCAGGUCAGCAGUAAUUAACACACAGACUGAUAAUCUCGCCUUAGAUAAUCAAACGACUAUUUUUGAGUUGCAUACCUGUGAACUACAUAUUAAAACAAACAGUCCUGAGGGUCCUCUUCCUGCUGAAACCGGAAGGGACCCCCUGGAAAAUGAACUGUGUGUCUUCCAACCUUCAAAGGCUGCGCUUUCUGUUCUUCAGGUUGCUUUUGACCCUCUGACACAUUUAGAUUUUCCUGCCUUGUCUGUUAGCUCUGAAACUGUUUCUCCAGGGAUAAACAAUGUUGCUCCCCUCGAGUUAACAAUGGCUGAUGCGAAGUCUGGCAACUCAGGUUUUGAAAACGCUAAGACUGUGCAUUCAAUCACUGUUGUUAAGUUUAAGGGAAACAAGUUCCCAUCUGUCAUGAGUAAACUGCUAGGGGAGCUCAGACUGAGUAGCCCAGAGUUAGCUUCGCACCCAGUAACUUCAGACACUACCUGUGUUAACGCCCCUACUCCUGAACCUGCUGAGUAUGAGACUGUGGAUGGUGUUCCUUCACUCCUGGACUAUGCUGCUCACCAACCAGCGUAUUUAGAAACAGUCUAUGAGAAUGCUUCUAUUUCUGUAACCGCACCUUCUGAGCCAAGAAUUACAGACUCUAGGUUUGUUAAGCCCGGAUCCUUCUGUACAAUGACUGUUUUAAAGACUGCUGCUUCUAACAUGGACAGCUUAAGAACAGCUGAGUUGCUAAAACCGGCCUGCCAUAGGUCUCUGUUUGCUGAAACUGUGUUUGGCUCCACGAACUUGGUUUUCCCAAUGCCUGUUACGGCUCCUGGGCUCAGCUCUCCAACUCCGGUUCCUGUACCCAGGGCAGCGUGGGCCCAGCUUCCCCUUGCACCCAUAUCAGUUCCUCGGGUGAGGGUGGCUGAGGUCCAGCUGGUCCCUGCUUCUGUCUCCAGCCUGGUAGAGGCUCCAUUCAUCCCGGCACCCGUACCUGCUCCUCGGGUGGGGUUGAUGGACACCCAGCCGUUGCCUGCACCUGUUCCGGCUCCCCGGGUGAGGUCAGCUGUGACCCUGCCGACUCCUGCACCCGUCUCAGUUCCUUGGGUGGGAGCAGCAGAGGUCCAGCUAGCUCCUGCACCUACGCCGGCUCCCAGGGUUAAGGCUGCAAGAGCCCAGUUCGUCCCUGCACCCGUAUCUGUUCCUCGGGUGGGGAUGGCUGGUGUUCGGCCAGGCCCUGCACCCGUUCCUGUUCCCCAGAGGAGAGCAGCCAAGAGUCAGACACCUGCUCAGUCACCAGUUCAACUACCUGCUGAUCCACCGACGUUACAGCCAUUGUCACAACCACCACUACAACUUGCACUUUUGUCCAUAGCGCAGUCAUUAGCUCAGUUAUUAGCACAGUUUCCUGUUUUGUCACCUGCUCAGUCAUCCGCUCUGUUACCACCUCAGUUUCUCGCACCAUUGCCUGUUCAGUUAUCAGCUCAGUCAUUAUCCGCUCUGUCAUUAACUCUGUCACCAGCUCAGUUAGUAGCUCUGCAACCCGUUCAGUUACUGCCAUCCUCUGCUAGAAGCUCUUGUGAGCCCACUCAGCCAGCUGAGGACUGCGUGGUGCUGACACAUCUUGGACAGACUGUUUGCCCCGCACAGCCCCAGCCGUUGCAUCCCAAGCCGACUGUGUGCCCUGUGCAGCUACAGUUAGCGUCCACUGAGCCAGAGGUCUCCGCACCUGCUGGCUCUGCAUCUCUUCUCGCUGGCGGUUCAGGAGAACCGCUCCAGCCAUCCCUGGUCUCCGCUGGGGGUUCAAGAGAACCCCUCCAGCCGCUCCUCGUCUCCGCUGGGGGUUCAGGAGAACCCCUCCAGCCGCUCCUCGUCUCCGCUGGGGGUUCAGGAGAACCUCUCCAGCCGGUCCUCGUCUCCACUGGAGGGUCCAAUUCACCGUCGCCUGGUCCAGCCUCUGCUUCAGCUUCACCCUCGCCUGGUCCUGUGCCCACCAAGCCUCGACCAGUACGCCCGACGCUUGAGAGCCGCCGCCGUCUUCCACGCGGCCGGCCUCCGGACCCGCUCUGCCGCCGCCUUCCACGCGGCCGGCCUCCGGACCCGCUCUGCCGCCGCCGCCACUUUUCACGUGGCCGGCCCCCGGAACAGCCGAGCUGAACUUUUGUGCGGUCGCCUCCCGGGUCGACCUUCUGUUCCUUCUGGACAUUGCUUCCCUGCUCUGAACUGUUCUUGUGUAUUUGUGACCUCAGUUUUUGGUGUCGUGCUCCUUGAAUUUCGUUUGGUUUCGGUCCCGCCGUCCUGGUCCCCCGCCUCCCGCCCUGGGUGGGUUGUUUUCUGUUUUUCUGGUGUUUUUCUGGUGUUUUGGGGAAUUAGCCCUUGAGGGGGGGGUGAUGUCAUGAUCCUGGGCCAUGUUGGCCCAGCAUUCUUGGUUCUCUUGUAUUUUUGGUAUGUUGUUCUGUAUUUAGGCCAUGGUUCCUGCCCUGUUACGUUGUUCCUUAUGUGUUUCCCCCCCUGUGACUCUUACCCCCUGUGUGCCCCUCUGUGUAUCUGUGAGCCCUCAUCUCUCCUUGUGUUUUAUUCCAUGUUUUCCCCAGACCAUUAUGUCUGUGCUCUCCCCGUGCUCUCUC